Molecule: messenger RNA, 632 nt
Organism: Neltuma alba
Lineage: Eukaryota; Viridiplantae; Streptophyta; Magnoliopsida; Fabales; Fabaceae
Exons: 5
Coding region: 1-576 (191 amino acids)
Source: RefSeq, a predicted model, not a curated record
AUGGCUGUGGCUGUCGCUCCGUGGCUAGCUGCUGUCGCUCCGGAGGCAGUUGAGGUGUUACCAGUGGUGGCUAGUGUAAAUCCUGUAGCGUUGGGGCUUAUGCUCGGAGUAGGAGCGGGAGCUGCCGUUUUGACACUGCUGUACACUGAGAUCCGUAGUAAGACCAGGACCACUAGUAGCAGCAGUAAUAACAGCAACAACAAUAAUAACUGUUGCUGUCCCUGUCACAUGGCGGAGGGUCUUUUGAAGACGUUGAAGCCCCUAAUUAAAAAAGCAAUAAAAGAAAUGUUAAUGAAGCCAUUAGACCCGGAAGCAGAGAAAGCAGCAGAUGAUGUGAUAGCAGAGAUUGAAAAAGCAAUAAGUGACUGUGGCUGUGACGGCAAGCUGAAGGAGAUAAUAAAAAAUAUAAUAAAAGAAAAUAAGGAGACAAUAAAGGCACUACUAAAAAAAGGAUACAAGGAGGUAGCAGUUGGCAGAGAAGCUGGAGAAAUAGCAGAACAAGUGACAAACUACAUUGAAAUGAAAAUAAAAGACAAGUUGUCAGCAUGCAACUGCUGUGGCCAGAAGAGAGGAUAAGGAAGAAGAAGAUGGCGAACGGAGCAAGCGGAGCUGUACGUGUGUCCAUGCAUGGU